Molecule: messenger RNA, 1023 nt
Organism: Talaromyces atroroseus
Lineage: Eukaryota; Fungi; Ascomycota; Eurotiomycetes; Eurotiales; Trichocomaceae
Product: Cytosolic Fe-S cluster assembly factor nbp35
Exons: 2
Coding region: 1-1023 (340 amino acids)
Biological process (GO): iron-sulfur cluster assembly
Cellular component (GO): cytosol
Molecular function (GO): ATP-dependent FeS chaperone activity; ATP binding; 4 iron, 4 sulfur cluster binding
Source: RefSeq, a predicted model, not a curated record
AUGGUCCCGGCUCUGACAGAUCCUACCGCGGCAUACCUGGCCGCGCCUACAAAAGCUCCCAAUCUGGUUGCUCCGGAACCCGAACACUGCCCCGGACCCGAAUCAGAGCAAGCAGGCCAGGGCGAUGCGUGCGCCGGGUGCCCCAACCAGACCAUCUGCGCCUCGGCGCCCAAGGGACCAGAUCCAGAUAUCCCGCUCAUCACUGCCCGUCUCUCGCAAGUAAAACACAAAAUCCUCGUUCUGUCCGGGAAGGGAGGGGUCGGCAAGUCGACAUUCUCAACGCUACUCGCCCACGCUUUUGCGUCAAACCCCGAAUCGACCGUGUAUGUGUGCGACACCGAUAUCAGCGGGCCCUCGGUGCCCAAGAUGAUGGGCGUAGAAGCCGAGACUAUCCACGUUAGCAAUGCGGGUUGGAGCCCUGUGUGGGUGACGGACAACCUGGGCGCAAUGAGUAUCCAGUUCAUGCUACCGAACCGAGACGACGCGGUUAUCUGGCGAGGCCCCAAGAAGAACGGGCUUAUCAAGCAGUUCUUGAAAGAUGUCGAAUGGGGCGAGGCCGACUAUUUGAUUGUGGACACUCCUCCGGGCACGUCCGAUGAGCACUUGUCGGUCAAUUCACUCCUCAAGGAGUCCGGGGUGGAUGGCGCAGUGGUCGUGACAACGCCGCAAGAAGUGUCAUUGCUGGACGUGAGGAAAGAAAUCGAUUUCUGCAAAAAGGCUGGAAUACGAGUUCUCGGUUUGGUGGAGAAUAUGUCGGGAUUCGUUUGCAGCAACUGCAAGACCACAUCGCAUAUUUUCCGACCAACGACGGGUGGAGGCCGACGGUUGGCUAGGAAGAUGGGGAUCCCCUUUUUGGGCUCUGUGCCUCUAGACCCUCGAGUGGGUAUGGCAUGCGAUUAUGGAGAGAGCUUUCUGGAAAGUUACCCUGACAGUCCCGCAUCCAAGGCAAUUCAGGGUGUUGUUCGGGCAGUCAGCGAACAGAUUGGGGAAGAUCCGGAAAAGGUCUUACCGUCGGAACUUUGA